Molecule: messenger RNA, 3595 nt
Organism: Oncorhynchus nerka (sockeye salmon)
Lineage: Eukaryota; Metazoa; Chordata; Actinopteri; Salmoniformes; Salmonidae
Product: trichohyalin-like
Exons: 5
Coding region: 220-3210 (996 amino acids)
Source: RefSeq, a predicted model, not a curated record
GAGUAGCUAAACAUUAUCGACCUUUGGACACUGGUGCGCAGGAGAACCCCUAGCUGUCAAUCAAACAGGCGCGGUGAACGGAUUAUGACGCAACAAUACAGCUCCAGAACAGAGAAAGUUCAUGCCAAAGUUAUUAUUCGGUUCCACACUAAAACUGAGGUUUGACACGUGUGAUUUGAGAAAUAAAACUUGUAGACCUUUCCUGCAGUCUCUGAGGAGAUGGACAGCUCUUCUUCUUCUGGACGAUCUCCGUCUCCUACUGGGACUGUCUUCUUACCCCCUCCUAUCAUAUGGAACAGUCUCUACAAGCAGGCAGAGAUGGAGGUUCACUUCCCGAGAGAAGAGAAGAAGACCUAUACAGAGAAGGAAGCCCACAUGCUUGAGUUGAUGGGGAAGGAUCGAACAAUCCGAAAUCAGAAGAAGGAGAUGGACAGACUUCAAGUGUGCCUCUGGGAGGAGGAAAAGAAGAAGAGGAAUGGUGGAACGGAGGACAAGAUCAUUGAACAAUUACAGUCUGAGACAGACCAUCUCAGAGCCCUUUUAAAAGAUGAAAGGAGGAGAAGAAGAGUAGAAAGGGGUAUAAUGAAAGAGUGGAAGGCUGAGAUCCUGAGACUGAGGGAGGCAGAGAGCCAGAGGGAGGCAGAGAGCCAGAGGGAGGCAGAGAGCCAGAGAGAGAGGAAGAGAUUUAAAAUGAAGCAAGAGAUUGAGAGAUUGAGGCUAUGGCAGAAAGUCAUGGAGGAGCAGCGACCAAGACUGGCCUGGAACAACAAACCUAUUGAAACAGGAAGAGAGAGGGAAAGAGAGAGAGAAAGGGAGAUGGAAAGUGAGAGAAAAGCAGAAUUGGAAAGACAAGAAAUGAAGAAGAAAGUGGAACAGGCAGAAGAAACGAUAAAAGCGUUAGAACGAGAGAUUGAGAGAUUGAAAGAGAUUGAGAAGGAAAUCAUAUUGGAAAGAGAAAGAGACAUGCGUAUUGCAGAGAAUGAGAAAGUCAAACUGGUUAACAAAAAGGUAAAAGAGUUAGAGAGAGAGGUUGAGAGACUGAAAGAAGAUAUGACAACAAAAGAGAUUCAAUACAAAAUCAAAUUUGAAAGAGCGAAAGAAGCGUUUAGAAGACAGAAUGAGAGAGUGAAACAGGUUAACCAAAAUGUACUAGUGUUAGACAGAGAGGUUGUGAGAAUGAAAGAAGAGAUUAGAUUGAAAGACGAGACUGAACCAGAGAGAACAUUUGAUAGAGACAGAGAGAGAGAAAAUGAUUGGAGACGAAGUGAAGAGGAGAUGAAAAAUAGAGUGGAGAGAGAGAUGGAGAUGGAGACGGCCCUCAUCAAUGACAAAAAGACGUCUGAAUUGGAGGAAGUCUUCAAGAAAAUCAAGGAACAGCAGAUAGAAUUAGAAAAUAUGGAAACAGACAAAUAUAAAUGGAAACAGAACCAAAUGGACAUGGAGGAGAAGAUGGAGGGUGAGCACAACAAACAGAAAGAGGUAGAAAGAAAGAGAAUGGAGAAAAUACCAAAACAGAGACAAGAAGAAGAUGAGAAGAAGAAGGAGAUGGAGAGAGAAGAAGAAGAGGAGAGACGCAAACAGAAGCACAUAGAGAUGGAAGAGGAAGAAAGAGAGAGGGAGAAAGAGAGACAGAGACAGAUCAGAAGACAGAGAAUGGAGAAGAGACAGAAAAUUAUGGAAAGAGAAGAAGAGAGACAGAGAGAGAUUGAAAGAGAGCACAAAGAAGAAAGAUGUAAACAGAAGAAAAUAGAGAUGAAAGAGAAAGAAAGAGAAGAAGAGAGACAGAGAGAGAUUGAAAGAGAUCAUGAAGAAGAAAGAUGUAAACAGAAGCAAAUAGAGAUGGAAGUGGAAGAACGAGAGAGGGAGAAAGAGAGACAGAGAGAGAUCAAAAGAAAGAUAAUGGAAAAGAGACAAAAACAUAUCGGAAGAGAAGAAGAGAGACAGAGAGAGAUUGAAAGAGAGUAUGAAGAAGAAAGAUGUAAACAGAAGCAAAUAGAGAUGGAAGAGGAAGAAAGAGAAGAAGAGAGACAGAGAGAGAUUGAAAGAGAGAAUGAAGAAGAAAGAUGUCAACAGAAGCAAAUAGAGAUGGAAGAGGAAGAAAGAGAAGAAGAGAGACAGAGAGAGAUUGAAAGAGAGAAUGAAGAAGAAAGAUGUCAACAGAAGCAAAUAGAGAUGGAAGAGGAAGAACGAGAAGAAGAGAGACAGAGAGAGAUCGAAGAGAAAGAGAGACAGAGAGAGAUGGGAGAGAAAGAAAGACGACAAAAACAAGAGGAGAGAAAGAUAAUGUUUGAGAGAGAUCAAGAAGAAGAAAAUAUAUGGAAACAGAAGCAAAUUGACAUGGAGAAGGAGGGAAGAGAGGGGGAGAACAAGAGACAGAGAGAGAUAGAAGAGAUACACAGACGACAACAACAAGAGGAGAGACAGAAACAAAAGGAGAAGGAGAAAGAAAGGGAGAAAGACAAUGAGAAUCAGAGAGAGAUGGAAAUAAAAUAUCAGCAACAGAAAGAGAUGGAGAAAGAAAGGAUGAUUAUGAGAGAAAGGGAGGAAGCAGGAAGAAGAAAGGAGGGAAAUAAAAAUAUUUUGGGGGAAAUUGAGGGACAGAAUGAUCUGGAGAUAGAACAGGAGAGAGAGAUGGAAGAAAAGCAGGAAGUGAUUAAGGAAGCAGAGGAAGAGUACAGGGAAAGAGAAGAGAGAGGAAAGGAAGUAAGCAUGAAGAAACAUGUAGUAGUUAAUGUUAAAGCAAAAGCACGGGAAGUCUUCAAUAGGCGUAAAGAGAGGAGGUUAGAAGUGUUGAAGGGGGAACGAGAACACAUAGAAAGAGGACAACAAAUCAGGAGGGAGAAGGAGGAAAGACGGCUGGAGAUGGAAAGAAAACAGGAGAGGGAAAGACAACAAGAGGAGCAGGAUAGAAAACAAGAGAUUGAAAUUGCUAGACAGAAAGAAAUGUUCAGACUAAGAGAGGAGGAGAGGCAGAGCGAGGAAGAGAGAGAGGAGCAGAGAAAGAGAGCCAUUGAAGGCCAUUUAGCUUUAAUCAGAGAGAGAGAGAAGAUUUUAGAGGUAAAGAAAAAAGAGGAGAUGGGGGGGCCAGACAGCCAGCAGCUAGAAGCUCCAGAAGAGGCUGAAACAUCAGAGCCAACCUCCAAGACAAAGAAAAAGCCAAGCAUCUGGAAGAAAAUUAGGAUGAGCAUUCCUGACGUACUGUCUGCCUAGAAGUGGAACUCGAUGAAGCCAAAGUUCCACUGAGGUUACGUUGGUAAUUAAAAGUGUCGCCCAAUAAUUCCUCCUCCUCUUUAAGUCAUCGAGCCACAUUUCCUCCUCAAAACAUUAUAGUCUCCUCAAGCCAGCAAGUAUCCUCUUUAUCAGGCAACAAACCAUCGAAGGUCAGUGACCCUCCUCCCAAGAACAGAGACUCUCAUCUGUAUCCUAGUUAAAUUCAUCUCUGCUUACCACCUCUACAGUCCUAGAAAAUAUCCCAAAAAUGGAAAUGGUUUCAACAGAAGUCCUCCCCUCAGACCAGUGGCUCCACAGACCAGAGUUUCUCAUCUUUAUUCAAGUUGAAUGCAACUCUGAUCAUUUCCACCACCUCUCCUGUUAA